CGCUAGGCUUUGCUCGGUGCGGCUGCGCACUACUCGGCUUUGGCAGUUCCUCGGUGGGAGCUUGGCAGGCACUGGGGAGUCUCCGGAGCGGGCCGGGCCCGGGGAAGACCCUUGUGUGGCGGUUUCUCAGCAAAGACACUGGACUAGUUUGCACUUUCUUUCUCCAGCUCCUUUUACUGAUGAGGAACCAGAGGCAAACAGGAUUGCCCGGGGUCACCCGGCCAACGAUGGACGGCUCCUUUGUCCAGCACAGCGUCCGGGUGCUGCAGGAGCUCAACAAGCAGCGGGAGAAGGGGCAGUACUGCGACGCCACCCUGGACGUGGGCGGCCUGGUCUUCAAGGCCCACUGGAGCGUGCUGGCCUGCUGCAGCCACUUCUUCCAGAGCCUCUAUGGGGACGGCACCGUGGGCAGCGUCAGCCUCCCCGCCGGCUUUGCCGAGAUCUUCGGCCUGCUGCUGGACUUCUUCUACACCGGCCACCUGGCCCUCACGGCGGGGAACCGGGAGAAGGUGCUCCUGGCAGCGAGGGAGCUCCGCGUGCCCGAGGUCGUGGAGCUGUGCCAGAGCUUCAGGGACCGGGGGGGGCGAGAGCCAGCCGUGCCCGGGGACGUGAACGGCCACCUCAAGCGGCCCCCCGACUCCGAGGAGGAGGACGUGGCCAGAGCGUUCUACGUGGGCCUUGGGGCUCCGCAGCCCUGCUCUCCCCAGAGCCUCCCCGGGGCCAAGCCCGGCCCCCCUAGUCAGAGGGAGAGCCCUUCCUCUCCCCACGAGAGACUCCAGCAAGCUCUGAAGCCGAGCACCCCCCCCAGUCCUGGGGACAAGAACCCUCAAGACUCUAAAGACCCCCAGAGACCCUUGAAGGCAGGAGGGGUCCUGCUGCAGGCUGGUAGUAAUGAGUGGGAAGUGGUGGUCCAAGUCGAGGAUGACGCGGAUGGAGGUGACGUUUCUGAAACAGAGACUGUGCGGACCACCAGGAAGUCCGACCCAGCCCCAAAGCCUGGUGCUCUGGAGCCGGCCCUCAGCCUGGGGCCCCCAGGCACCGAGCCCCCCGGGAACAGAAAAGGUACAGCUGUGCCGGUUGAAUGCCCCACAUGUCAUAAAAAGUUCCUCAGCAAAUAUUAUCUAAAAGUCCACAACAGGAAACACACGGGGGAGAAGCCUUUUGAAUGCCCCAAAUGUGGGAAAUGCUACUUUAGGAAAGAGAAUCUCCUGGAGCAUGAAGCACGGAAUUGCCUGAACCGUUCAGAGCAGGUGUUUACUUGCUCUGUGUGUCAGGAGACUUUCCGGCGGAGGAUGGAGCUGCGCGUUCACAUGGUUUCCCACACUGGGGAAAUGCCCUACAAGUGCUCGUCCUGCUCACAACAAUUCAUGCAGAAAAAGGACUUGCAGAGUCACAUGAUCAAGCUGCACGGGGCCCCCAAGCCCCACGCGUGUCCCACCUGCGCCAAAUGCUUCCUGUCUCGAACAGAGCUUCAGUUACAUGAAGCCUUCAAGCAUCGAGGAGAGAAACUCUUUGUGUGCGAGGAGUGCGGGCAUCGAGCCUCCAGCCGCAACGGCCUCCAGAUGCACAUCAAGGCGAAGCACAGGAACGAGCGCCCGUACGUCUGCGAGUUCUGCAGCCACGCCUUCACGCAGAAGGCCAACCUGAACAUGCACCUGCGCACCCACACGGGGGAGAAGCCCUUCCAGUGCCACCUCUGCGGCAAAACCUUCCGCACCCAAGCCAGCCUGGACAAGCACCACCGCACGCACACCGGCGAGCGGCCCUUCAGCUGCGAGUUCUGCGAGCAGCGCUUCACGGAGAAGGGGCCGCUGCUGAGACACGUGGCCAGCCGCCACCAGGAGGGCCGCCCCCACUUCUGCCAGAUCUGCGGGAAGACCUUCAAAGCCGUGGAGCAGCUGCGAGUGCACGUGCGGAGACACAAGGGCGUGCGCAAGUUCGAGUGCACCGAGUGUGGCUACAAAUUCACCCGCCAGGCACACCUGCGCCGGCACAUGGAGAUCCACGACCGGGUAGAAAAUUACAAUCCCCGUCAGAGGAAGCUUCGGAACCUGGUCAUCGAGGACGAGAAGAUGGUCGUGGUGGCCCUGCAGCCUCCCCCGGAGCUGGAGAUGGGCUCUGCCGAGGUGAUCGUGGAGUCCCUGACGCAGGGAGGACUGGCUCCCCAGCUCCCCGGCCAGAGACUCUGCGCCGAGGAGCACUUCUCUAGCACCGACGUCAUUGAGCAGUCCCUCAUUAUCACUGCCACCAUCCCCGAGGACUGUGAGACAUAGCCCCCCGUCCCGCAGCCCCCCACCCCUGCCCAAUAAAGAUGUCGCUUUGGA
Antechinus flavipes (yellow-footed antechinus) is the source of this 2324-nucleotide messenger RNA. RefSeq names its product zinc finger and BTB domain containing 48 (gene ZBTB48). The record is from RefSeq and is a predicted model, not a curated record. Gene Ontology annotation, molecular function: protein binding; RNA polymerase II cis-regulatory region sequence-specific DNA binding; DNA-binding transcription factor activity, RNA polymerase II-specific. The transcript is spliced from 12 exons. Gene Ontology annotation, biological process: regulation of transcription by RNA polymerase II. Bases 180 to 2273 code for a protein of 697 amino acids. Gene Ontology annotation, cellular component: nucleus. Lineage: Eukaryota; Metazoa; Chordata; Mammalia; Dasyuromorphia; Dasyuridae.